GAAUAUACUUUACUCUAAGCUGCAAAUAUCCCUUUAUGAUUGAUAAAAUUCCACCGGUAUUAUAGCAUGGAGAUGGCCUAAGCAUAGUAAAAUUCCACAUCAUUAAUUCUUUCCCUCAUUUUUCUAACAUUCUUAUCUCUUUCAAAUCCAUUUCAUAGUUGAACUCUUCUUCUUAUUAAUUAUCUCUGAAAUUUUUGAUCUUCAUCUUUACUGUACCCCCAAGAAGAUCAUCUGGGAAAGUUUUAAAAAAUGAAUUUUUUUCAAGAAUUCUUUGUUACUGCCAUGGUAGCUCUUAUAUUUUCUUGUAUAAUUGUUAAAUUGAUUUCUGCUGCAGUGUCAAACAAUGGAAGGUUUGAUAAAGAGAAAAUUGUUGUGGAGGAAGUCAAGAUUUCAAAAGGGUUGGUUGUUAGGAGUAGAAAAAGUAAGAAAAGAGUCAAAUUUGUUGAACAAGAAGUUGUUGGAAAUGUUGAUCGUGUAGAAACACAAAUACCCAAUAAAGAUGGGGUUGAGGGGUUUGUUGAAGAAAAAAUUAAUGGUGUUUUAAAGAAAGGUGAAGACUUUAACGGAGAAAAGAUUUCUGAGAAUCUUGAUUUGAUUGAGCAUUUUGGUGGUGAAAGGGAGGUGAAAAUUGGGUUGCUGGAGGAAAAGGAUGAAGCUAAGAAGAUUGAGGAAAAAAUUGAGGGUGUUUUAAAGAAAGGUGAUGACUUUAAGGGAGAAAAGGUUUGUGAGAAUCUUGAUUUGAUUGAGCAUUGUGGUGCUGAAAGGGGGAUGAGUGAUGGUCAUGAUGAUGCAGAUGUGUGUAGCAAAAUUGGGUUGCUGGAGGAAAAGGAUGAGGUUGAGAAGAUUGAAAAAAAAAUUGAGGGUAAAUUAAAGAAAGAUGAUUACUUUAAGGGCGAAAAGGUUCCUGAAAAUCUUGAAUUGAUUGAGCAUUGUGGUGGUGAAAAGGAGGUGAGUGAUGGUCAUGAUGAUGCAGAUAUGUGUAACAAAAUUGAGUUGAUGGAGGAAAAGGUUGAGAUUAAGAAGAUUGAUGAGUUGCUUGUUGUCAAGGAGAAAGUUAUCGCGAAUGCUUUGGUUGUUGAUGAAAUCAAAGUAGGUGAAAAUGAGGUGGUUGAGAUAGGAGGUGGGCUGAGUAAAGGGGAUGAUGAGAAGACGGAUAAGAUGGCUAUGGAUGUAGAUAGUGAUGAUGAUUGGGAGGGAAUUGAGAGAAGUGAAUUGGAGGAGGAAUUUGUUAAGGCUGUAAACUUUGUGGAUGGAGGAAAUGGGAAGAAUAGCGGUAUGGAGAAUUUGGGGAGUGAAUUGAUGAUGCAAUUGUAUGGACUCCAGAAAAUUGCAAUGGAAGGGCCUUGUCAUGAGCCUCAACCAAUGGCGUUGAAAGUCUAUGCCCGCGCCAAAUGGAAUGCGUGGCAGAAAAUGGGAAGCAUGAGUCAGGAGGUGGCUAUGGAGCAGUAUAUUAAGCUUUUGUCAGACCAUGUCCCCAAUUGGACACAUCAUAGUAAGGAUGAUUGCGAAGUAGGGUCUUCACAAACUAAAAUGCCUGGAGAACCAGAUUCUUUAAAUGAAAUCAGCAAAGAUGUAAGCUUUUGCAUAUAUCUACAGGACACAGGAAAUGAACCGUGCUGCCGAGGGAGAUGAUUUUUCUGGAGGUGAAAAGGAAUAAGAAUGAGAAGAACUCACCAGCAGGCAUACUGCAAGUUCUGCUUCAAGAAUUUGAGGUCAUUGCAGUCCAUAACACAACUUGGUUCUCCCUAAUGUUUUCUUAUCAGAUUAUGCAUCUACUCUGCACAUGUAAAUAGUUAUUUCUGCUAAAUAAAAACGACAGCUAUAUUUAGAUGAGCAAUGAUCUCUUCGUUUCAGUGGCUUUUUAUUAUAUGAAGUGAAUAAUAAUCUCUUUGGUUCUUAUUAUAAUAUCCCUUUUGGUUCUGGACUUA
Solanum dulcamara is the source of this 1928-nucleotide messenger RNA. RefSeq names its product acyl-CoA-binding domain-containing protein 3. Bases 250 to 1632 code for a protein of 460 amino acids. The record is from RefSeq and is a predicted model, not a curated record. Gene Ontology annotation, biological process: fatty acid metabolic process. Gene Ontology annotation, molecular function: fatty-acyl-CoA binding. Lineage: Eukaryota; Viridiplantae; Streptophyta; Magnoliopsida; Solanales; Solanaceae. The transcript has 5 exons.